Molecule: messenger RNA, 948 nt
Organism: Physcomitrium patens
Lineage: Eukaryota; Viridiplantae; Streptophyta; Bryopsida; Funariales; Funariaceae
Product: syntaxin-61-like
Source: RefSeq, a predicted model, not a curated record
UUUUUAAGAUAUUUUGAUGAUGUGAUCAAUUAUUUUUGGAUUGUACGUAUUUGAAAUCUAUUAUGCAAUAUUUGGCUGAUAUGAAAAUUACAUCGGUUACUUUAAUUUGUUUGUGUUGAAUUUAAUUUUGAUUAUAUGAUAGAAUUUUUUUAAGAAUAAAUCACUGUGAUUAUAGUAUGCAGACUUGUGAUUCUGCACGUAAAAAAAUAAAAACAAAAAAUGAAAGGUUUUUUAAAAAAGGGACGUUGAUAAUAAUAUCUGCAUUAUGUAAUCUUCGAUAUUUUUAGAUUUAUAUUUAUGUCCAUCUUAUAGACACAUUGAAUAAUUGUGUUGCAUUUACAAUAAUAAUAUGAAUUGGAAUAAACUUUGACAUAUUAUUUCGUUGAAUAUUUUGGUAAUAAUUGAGGCAAUUUCAAUUAUGAAGCACUAUUUCUUUUUAACACUUGCAAUACUCUCAAAAAAAUGAAUGGUAAAGAAUUAUGCCAAGAAGACAAAUCAAUACGACCUCAUUCAUCUCCUUCUUACUCUGUUAGCAAUGGGCACAGCAACUCUCAGGGUUUCGAAAUUGAAAACUAUGCUCUUCUGUUCAAAGAACAAGAUGAAGAUUUGGAAGGAUUAAGAGAAAGUGUAGAGCGAUUAGGGAAUAUGGGCAAAUCAAUAAAUGAAGAAAUUUCAAUCCAAGAAAGGCUCAUCGGUGAUGUGGAGCAUAAUAUUGAUACAACCACUACUCGUCUUCACUUUGUACAAAAAAAGAUGGAGAUAAUGAUUGUAAAAGCAGGAAGUAAUGGACAGAUAUUCAUGAUUGUCUUCUUGAUUGUGUUAUUAAUUGUGCUUGUAGUACUUAUAUUCUACACAUAAGAUUAUGUUUUCUGUAUACCCAAAAAUAGAAAAUUUCAACACAUUACAACAUUGUAAAUGCAUUGAUUUCAGCAUUCUUGUUGCACUAGU